Molecule: messenger RNA, 621 nt
Organism: Drosophila willistoni
Lineage: Eukaryota; Metazoa; Arthropoda; Insecta; Diptera; Drosophilidae
Product: regenerating islet-derived protein 4
Exons: 2
Coding region: 16-516 (166 amino acids)
Molecular function (GO): signaling receptor activity
Source: RefSeq, a predicted model, not a curated record
UUCGUUAGUAUCACAAUGCAAAUGAAUUUGGUCGGUUUGGAGUUGCUUUUAGUUUUGGUGUUCUGUCUAAUGCACGGCAAUGUGUCCAAAGAGCCAGAAAUGCAAAAACAAAAAACUAUCAAAGAUGCCUUUUAUAUCGAUCGGGAUGAGCGCUACUUUUUGGCCCGUAAGCGAACCUCCUGGUUUAAUGCCCUGGCCAUGUGUCGUUCAUAUCAACUAGAGUUGGCCAGCUUUCCCAAUGAGGAUGAUUUUAAAGCGUUUCAUAAAUAUUUGACCACAUAUUAUCCUCAGAUGGUAACGACUAAAUCACGUCUUUGGAUUGGAGCACGACAUAUAAAUAAUAACUGGCAUUGGCUAUCAACUUAUAAGAUAUUUACUUUCACGAAAUGGCAAGGUGAACCACCAAAGACCGAAGAUGAUCCGGGUGAGAUUUGUGUGCGGAGCAAUGUUGCUGGAUGGACUGGCACUGCAUGUAAUAGAAAUCAUUACUAUAUUUGUGAAAAAAAACCCAAUUAGUAAGCAAACUGAAACCUAAUAUUGAAAUGGGUAAAAUCAGGAUUUAUUCCAAAAACAUCCUGAAAGCUUAAAGCUAAUUACAAAAAAAAAAAAAACUGUACCUUA